Messenger RNA from Vigna angularis (adzuki bean), 1153 nucleotides. RefSeq names its product U1 small nuclear ribonucleoprotein C. Gene Ontology annotation, cellular component: nucleus; U1 snRNP. The transcript has 7 exons. Gene Ontology annotation, biological process: mRNA 5'-splice site recognition; mRNA splicing, via spliceosome; spliceosomal snRNP assembly. The coding region runs from base 170 to 793 and encodes 207 amino acids. The record is from RefSeq and is a predicted model, not a curated record. Lineage: Eukaryota; Viridiplantae; Streptophyta; Magnoliopsida; Fabales; Fabaceae. Gene Ontology annotation, molecular function: pre-mRNA 5'-splice site binding; zinc ion binding.
UUAAAGAUCAAAUGAGACUAUAAAUUAAUACCUCUGUGGAAUCCGGACACUUCCGCGCUCUGGGCACAUUGUCUCUCUUUUAAUCGCUGAUUGUAUCGAUUUUUCACCCUUUCCAUCCGGAACAUCAAGCUCAGGGUUUUUGACGGGACUCAUUGUCAUUGAAACAGUCAUGCCUCGGUAUUACUGUGACUACUGCGACACCUAUUUGACCCAUGAUUCUCCAUCUGUUAGAAAGCAGCACAAUGCAGGUUACAAACACAAGGCAAAUGUGAGAACCUACUACCAGCAAUUUGAAGAACAACAAACACAGAGUUUAAUUGAUCAGAGGAUCAAAGAACAUCUUGGGCAAGCUGCAGCGUUUCAGCAGGUUGGUGUAGCUUAUAAUCAUCUGAUGGUUCAGAGGCCAAACCUUCCUCCUGUGUUGCCGCCACCAAGACUGCCUAUUCCUGGAAAUGCACAAGUACCUGGAGGCCAACCACUAAUGCCAGGGAUGAGACCACCUGUCUUUCCUAGACCACUUCCUGGGGCACCAGGAUAUGUUUCUGCACCUACGAUGCCUCCAAUGUUACCCCCACCUGGUGCUCCCCAGGUGUCAGGUCAACUUAAUACCCUACCAAGACCCCCUUCAUUAGCUCCCCCUCCAACUGUUCCUGGUAGCACUGCUGCCCCAGCUUCCAAUGGUGCUCCCUCUAUGGUAUCAUCAGCAUUGUACCAAGCCAAUCCACCAGCACCAUCAUCUGGAGGUUAUGAUAAUUACAAUGCCAGUGCUCAAGCACCUGAGGGAAAUCACUGACCUGGUUAAAAUGUUCUCUCUGUAGAAUGCUAUCUCUAUUGGAAUCUUAAGACUAGAGCUAUUUGUGCUCUCCCUACCCGCCGUUCGUCAAACGAGGACUUGCCAUUUGUGGUCAUAUGUAGACUAAUCAUUGGUAUGUAGCAUGUCCAUCAGCUUGAAUUCGGAAAAAAAUCUUUUAAGUUACGUCUUUGAUGGAAGAUUUAUGUUAAGUGCCGAUCGCCAUAAAUUUCCAAUGUGGCUUGUUGAUGAUAGCUUCUAUUCUGCAAUUAGUUUAUUUUUAAACUGAGUUGCAUUAGUGAUAAAUGUACUUGUAUUGUAGGUUUGGAGGAAAAUCCAUUAUUUCAAAUUGUGUUUUUGGCU